This is a messenger RNA of Daphnia pulex (common water flea), 1471 nucleotides long. RefSeq names its product alpha-(1,3)-fucosyltransferase C-like. Lineage: Eukaryota; Metazoa; Arthropoda; Branchiopoda; Diplostraca; Daphniidae. The transcript is spliced from 2 exons. Gene Ontology annotation, cellular component: membrane. The record is from RefSeq and is a predicted model, not a curated record. Gene Ontology annotation, molecular function: alpha-(1->3)-fucosyltransferase activity. Bases 95 to 1207 code for a protein of 370 amino acids.
AAAUGUAAACUUGAGUUAUUAAAAAUUAAACGUCAUUAUUUAGUAACAUUAUUGCCGUGUAACAUACUAAAUCAGUGACUAAAAAAUAAUUGAAAUGAAGCAAGGAAGCAUUUCAAUAUCGAAACUCAAUUGCAAAAAGAGUGCUCCAACAUUGCGUGAAAAUAAAACUAUUUUGAUAUGGAACAGUGCACAUCGGAUCGAGACGGCCGCAUUUGGAUUUGAACUCGACUCAUUUCGCCGGCACGGUUGCGAAGUUUCUGAUUGCAUUGUUUUCGACAAUGCAACAUCACACGAAUUAUUGCCGCUUGAAGAUUACGAUGCAAUCAUUAUUCACAUGCAUGAGCUGUGGUUAACACACCUGCCAGAAUUUCAGAGAAAAUCACAUCAGCGCUUAAUUUUUCUAUCGCAAGAAUCGCCUACUACACUGCCCAUCGACGUAACUAAGUUUGGUAAUUACUUCAACUGGACGAUGACUUACAAACUUAAUUCGGAUGUUCAAUUACUCUACGGUAGAGUUUCACCGCGUUCGACAGCACCCAAAACUUCAGAAGAAACGCGCAAAAUGAUUGAAGAAACACAUCUUUCAUCAACCAAAAACUACGCUGCUAAAAAAACCUCGCCAGUCGUUUGGAUGGCAUCUCAUUGUGGUACUCACAGUUUGCGAGAAACUUACGUGCAUCAGCUUGGCAAAUUCAUCCCUGUCGAUGUUUAUGGCGGAUGCGGUAAUUUGAGUUGUUCUCGAAAUCACUCACACUGGCUAUCUUUCCCGCAUUGCUACAACGUAUUGGAGGAGAAAUACAAAUUCUAUUUGUCGUUCGAAAAUUCAAUCUGCACCGAUUACGCCACGGAAAAAUUCUUUGAGAUUCUGAAGCACAAUAUGGUUCCGGUCGUCUACGGAGGGGCCAACUAUAGCCUGAUCGCACCACCCCAUUCUUACAUUAAUGCACUGGAUUUUACUCCGGAGAAAUUGGCCGAGUACCUGAAACUUGUUGAUUCCAACGACACGCUCUACAAUGAGUAUUUCUGGUGGAAGGAUCACUAUGAGGUAGAAGCUGGAGUGGAUCAAAUGGCUAGCCACGGUUUCUGCGACUUGUGCAAGAAACUUCACCAAGAUCAAGGUGUAAUCAAGUACUAUUCCGAGUUAGUUUCGGAGUGGCAUUACAAUACGCAAUGUCAUCAGUUUACUUCUUGGGAAACUCAAAGUUAGCAACAAAUUAAAACCAUCAUUUUCAUACGUACCAUGGCAAACUUUCUUAACCUCUGAUCCCACUCCGCGUUUGAUUUGGUUGCAUUUAUUUAUCUGUGAGUUCUAUGUCUAUAAUAUAGGGAACUGAUUAAAUGUAUGUUAAUCGAAUAGCUGAAAAUCAACUAAAUUGUUACAUAUGGAACAUGAUAUGGAAUAAUGGACCAUUAAUAAGAAAUCCGUUAGAAGUCACGUUUUCUGCAACGAAAUAAAAGAACCUGAAACAGC